AUUAAUCCCGAUCCCGAUAAUAAAUAAGUCACAUGACAAACUUGUGUUGCGUAAAUUAGUCACACAAACUUGUUUUGUGUGUGAACGUUCAAAAUGUUCCAGUACCUGAUACUUUCAUUGGUUUUAGGUCUUACUUAUUCUGAUAAUGCAAUUCCAGAGCAGAUACACCUCUCCUAUGGCCGAGAUUCAACACAGAUGUAUGUCACAUGGAGCACAAUGAAUGCUACCCAGAAUGCCACCUGUCUUUAUGGAGUAGCGACCCUCUCUCAACAGGCCAAAGGCAGUACAACAAAGUUUGUGGAUGGAGGCCCGGAGCAACAUACCCAGUACAUACACAGGGUCCUACUGACUAAUCUACAACCUGGCAAGAAGCACAUGUAUCAAUGUGGAAAUGGGAAAACCUUCAGUAAAGUGUUCACCUUUAAAGCUCUCCCUAUGGGUUCUGAUAUAGGAGUGCGUAUAGCCCUGUUUGGAGAUAUGGGAAGUGAAAAUGCACAAUCUUUACCAAGGCUCCUUAAAGAUGUCCAAAAUGAUAUGUAUGAUGCCAUUUUCCAUGUGGGAGAUUUUGCUUAUGAUAUGGACUCAGACAAUGGCAAAAAUGGGGAUGUAUUUCUUCGAGCCAUUGAACCAAUAGCUGCAGCUGUACCAUACAUGACUUGCCCAGGAAAUCAUGAAAACAAAUACAACUUUUCAAACUACAAGAACAGGUUUACUAUGCCAGGAGAUGAGCAGGGGAAUCUGAUGUAUUACAGCUUCAACAUGGGACCUGUACAUGUCAUUUCCAUUAGCACUGAGUAUUUCUUCUUCAUCAAUUAUGGAAUCAUGCAGCCCAUCCACAUGUAUGAAUGGCUGGAGAAAGAUCUCCAGGAAGCCAGCAAACCCGAGAACCGAGCCAAGCAGCCAUGGAUCAUUGCUAUGGGACACAGACCAAUGUACUGCUCCAAUAACGACCAUGAUGACUGUACUCACCACGAAUCACUGAUCAGAAUAGGAAUUCCCUUCAUUCACGUUCUGGGCAUGGAGAAAGUCAUGUACAAGUAUGGGGUGGAUCUAAUGUUUUGGGCUCAUGAACACUCUUACGAACGCCUCUGGCCGGUAUACGACAGAAAAGUUUACAAUGGAAGUUUAACAGCUCCAUACACAAACCCAAAGGCUCCAGUACAUGUCAUUACAGGAUCUGCAGGAUGCAGAGAAAAGCAUGAUCCUUUCCGUAACAAUACGGCCGAGUGGUCAGCCUUUAGGAGUAUAGAUUAUGGCUAUACCCGUAUGAAUGUGUACAACUCGACUCAUCUGUACGUAGAGCAGGUGUCAGAUGAUAAGAAUGGAAAAGUUAUCGACAGUUUUACACUGAUUAAAGAUAAACAUGGACCAUAUGCGUAACCUUUUACCUAUUAAACUCAGUCAAGCAAACAGAUGAAAUGUUCAAAUUAGUACUCAGAAUGAUUUGGAAGAAUCACAGGAGAAUAUGACUGUGAUAUUUUGUGCUUUAAAUUUUGCAAUGUAUGCUAUAUUGUACAUUUUUGAACUUAAAAUUGCAUAUAUAGAGAUUUCACACAUUCCAUUGCAAUGUGUUUAAUAUAUGUUUAUCAUAAAUGUCUCAUUUACAUUUUUUGAUGUGUAGAUAAAAAAGUCAUAUGUAAAACAAUGGGGUGCAUAGAUCAAGGUUGAUGUAUGUCAAAUUUCUAGAAAAAAGGGGUUGUAUGAGGAAAGCAGGCAGUAUUUCAAUAAAAUGUCAGUUCUUCAAGUAAAAUCAAAUGUCAUGGUUAAAAUUCAAGAUUUAUCUUAAUACUAUGAGAAAAAUUACAAUUGAGAAAAAAAUUCUCUUUGGCCUAUAUAGAUAGAUACGUGUCACUUCCUGUAGAUAUGUAUGUCUGACCCUUUUUAUUGACCCCUCCUUGGUAAACACAUUGAUAUUUUCCUCUCUUAUUUUUUGCUCUGAAAUGUAUCCUGCUUAGUAAACUGUACAUUAUGUAUAAAUGUCUGCUUUGUGAAGGGUUGUUUGUUCAUUGGAAAAAAAAAAAGAGAAAGUCAUUUCCUUGGUUUACAAUAACUAAAGGCUAACUUUAAUGUUACUUAUAUUUCAAGCAGAUUAUUGCAUCCCAAUUGACCUUUGUUUACUUUAGACCUCUUUGACCUUUGCGGACUUUUCUUUCAAAUCAGUCCAACAGUGUAGAUAAUUAUUUAAAUGUUUUUUUUUAUACUGAGUAUGCAUAUAAUUCAAAUAGAUUUUUUUAAAUGAAAUUUUGAAAAAUUGAUGAAAUUAUUUCCUUGGUUUGCAAUUCUCAUAAUUAUACAUCUAAAGGCCAAGUUUAUUAUACAUCAGAAAAGAGAUUGUAAAAAAAAAAUGUAAAGAAAUUAAUUUGCUUAUAUUUUAAGCAGAUUAUUGUAUCCCUGUUGACUUGUGUUUACUGUAGAUCCCUAUGACCAUUCCGGACUUUUCUUUCAAAUCAGUCCAACAGUGUAGAUAAUAAUUUAAAUGGUUUUAUUGAUUCCGUAGAAGCACAAAUUUUUGUGGGGAUAAAAUUUCGUUGAUUUAAUUGUCAUCAAAAAUAGUUUUGUGGGCAUUUAAUUUCGUUGUUUUGAAAGUAGCCUUAUUCAAUAUAUAGUCAUAUAAAAUUUCAUGUGGGAUUUAAUUUCGUUGAUAAUUGUUACGUGUAACAACAAAAUAAACGAAAUUUAAUCCCCCGCGAAUAUUUGUGCUUUUACAGUAUGCAUGUAAUUCAAAUAAAUUUUUUAAAAUGAAAUUUUGAAAAAAGACAGGGAAUCAUACAGUAUUACAAUUUUCUUUGCUUUCAUCCUUUUGUAUAGUUAGAAUAAUCUAACUUUUUCUUUGGGCAGGCCCUCAUAAAGGGGUCCGUACCACAAUAUCAUUUUAACAAUAAAAUGUUCCAUCUACUUUGAGUUCUGGCUUUACUGCUUGACAAAGUCUGCUGACCGAACACAGGUUUGUAGUGAACUUUAGAUAUUACUUAAGCUAUUAUAUAGGUCACAUUCUUGUGGUGCUCAGUGUCUGCUGUUAGUAUUAUAGUAGCUGGAGAUGGAGGUUUAUACCUCACAGUGCUUUAUCUUUUAGUCAUUUAUAACUUGUCAUUGUGCACAAUGUAUUCAUUCUCUGUUUUUUGUAUACAUGUACACAUGUACCUAUUAAUUUAUCAUACCAGAUGAAAUUAAUUGUGAUUUUCAUUUAUAAGGAAGGAACUUGUUCUCAGAAAUAAAACCAACAAUAAAGAUAUUUCUUUGUAAAUUUA
Molecule: messenger RNA, 3248 nt
Organism: Saccostrea cuccullata (small rock oyster)
Lineage: Eukaryota; Metazoa; Mollusca; Bivalvia; Ostreida; Ostreidae
Product: acid phosphatase type 7-like
Exons: 12
Coding region: 94-1380 (428 amino acids)
Molecular function (GO): acid phosphatase activity; metal ion binding
Source: RefSeq, a predicted model, not a curated record